AUGUGGCAGCACCACAACUUGAGUUCCCCGACUCUGGGGCCGCGUGAAGCGAAGCCGACGGUGCAGACCUCGCGGCGGGGAUGCACGCGAAGUGACGCGUGGUGCUCUUCUUUGGCAGGUGGCGGGCACGACGAUCCGUCGGAGUCGGUGCCAAACUCACGGGUGUCACCGCGCGCCUCUUCCUUCGCGCCGCCGCAACGCACGGCACCAUCACCAACUGAAUCGACGUCGCAGGGGUUGUUUGAAUUGCAACAUUUCAACCACCACAAGCAGCAGCAGCAACAGCAGCAGCGGCGGCAGAAGCAGCAACUUGUCAUUCGACAGGAAGACAUACGUGACGACGACUUCCAGCGGCUAGAGGUGUUGGGCGACGGUUCUUACUCCGUGGUGGUUUCCGCCCGCCACCUACCCACCCAGCAGCUUGUUGCGCUGAAGGAAGUAUCGCGGCGCCGCCUCCGUGAGCUGAAGUUGGAGAAGCAGUUGCAAUGGGAGAUCAACGUUCACCGCACGCUGCGUCAUCCCAAUGUGGUUCGUAUGCUGAGCUACUAUAUCACCCCGCAGACCGUUGUGCUUGUGUUGGAGAUGUGUCCAGGCGGGACGCUUUUGCAGAAACUGAAGACAAUGCCCGGUGGGAGGUUUGAUGAGCGGCGGGCAUCACGGUACGUUCGGCAGGCCGCGCGGGCGCUAACGUACCUGCACGGGCACGGAAUUGCCCACCGUGACUUGAAACUGGAGAACAUUUUUUUAGACGCGCACGGUGUGGCACGGCUGGGAGAUUUUGGGUGGAGUAAAGCCCUUGUGGAGCCAAAGGUGGAACAAGACCUUUCCUCCCACCAUGACAACUUUGGUACCGCCCCGUGCAGCGCGGUUAAAGACGUUUCGCCGUUGUGUAGUGGUGGCCGAGGUCGGCUGACUGUCUGUGGCACACUGGACUACUUGUCCCCGGAAAUGCUAAUUGGCAUGCCUCACACCUUCAAGACAGAUGUGUGGUCCCUCGGUGUCAUGCUGGCCGAGAUGCUAACUGGCGCACCACCCUUUUACUGUGUGUCGCAGCAGGACACACUCAAUGCGAUUCGUGAAGCAGCUCCUCAUUUGGGCGAUGACGUUCAAAUGUCAUCGCUGGCCCGUGAAUUGGUGCUGGCAAUGUUGCAGAAAAACCCAGAUGCACGUCCAACAAUGGCGGAAGUGCUACAACACCCAUGGACGAGACAAAAUGGGGAGAAGAAGAAGAAGAAGUAA
Molecule: messenger RNA, 1239 nt
Organism: Trypanosoma cruzi
Lineage: Eukaryota; Euglenozoa; Kinetoplastea; Trypanosomatida; Trypanosomatidae
Product: serine/threonine protein kinase, putative
Exons: 1
Coding region: 1-1239 (412 amino acids)
Biological process (GO): regulation of cytokinesis; protein phosphorylation; mitotic spindle organization
Cellular component (GO): spindle midzone; spindle pole centrosome; chromosome passenger complex
Molecular function (GO): protein kinase activity; ATP binding
Source: RefSeq, a predicted model, not a curated record